AUGACGGGAUGGAUAUAUUUGCACCAGGCGUUGCGGCUGCUUACGCCGUAUCCGCAGGCCGUUCUCAACAACAAACGGUCGUCGGUGGCUGGCUUUUCGCUCGACUACGGACUCUGGGCGUUCGUGGGGGCGGUGUGUCAUUUCGUCUUCACCCUCACAUACAUCAACAGCGAUCUGGUCCAUCGGCAGUUUGUGCAGAGAUACCCGUUAGCGUUUGAUAUGCCCAGCGCGUCCGGGGUGAUUGCCCUAAUUGACUUGAACGAGUCAUUGGUGUGGGGCGUGUGUGCUGUGCAGGCGUGGUAUUCAUACAGACACACCCAGACCAAUGCGCAGUCGUGGUCUCUGGAAUGCAAGGUGAUUAUGGGUCUUUUUUUCGGCGUGCUUGUGUUCCUGCUGAUGGCGGUCAAGUCCCAUCCCUUUGCAAAGGUGCCCUCGCCUCCUGGAGUCGGCUAUCUGGGUAUCAAGUUCAUUGACGUGGUGGACUGGCUUGGAAUCAUCGGAGACUUCAGCGUCUACGCCCGUUACGUGCCGCAGGUGUCGUGCAACUGGACGGUGCAGAGCUGUGUGGGCUCGUCGUUUUUGCUCAUUGUGCUGGAUCUGGCGGGCGCGUUUUUCGGGAUUCUCGACGUUCUGGGCGCCAAAAAGGCCAAGCCCACCAAGGAGAGAAACCGAAACAAAGUCGUGCGGGCCGUGCGUCCCUCGGGUCUCUUUUGGGCAUGCUGGUUCCGCUUUUUCUGGGAUCUCGUUCUGCUCUACCAGCAGGUGAAAUACAAGGGAUGUCGUCCUCUGGUCAAGAGGAAGUACGUGAAGCCCGUGGACGUGGAAGUGAUGGGAGAAGAAGACGACAGCGAUGAGGGCCAUCGACUGUUGCGUUCGGGCGAGGUGGAACUGAGAGACAUGGCGUGA
Molecule: messenger RNA, 906 nt
Organism: Yarrowia lipolytica CLIB122
Lineage: Eukaryota; Fungi; Ascomycota; Dipodascomycetes; Dipodascales
Biological process (GO): L-cystine transport
Cellular component (GO): fungal-type vacuole; vacuolar membrane
Molecular function (GO): L-cystine transmembrane transporter activity
Source: RefSeq, a predicted model, not a curated record